Molecule: messenger RNA, 7668 nt
Organism: Entelurus aequoreus (snake pipefish)
Lineage: Eukaryota; Metazoa; Chordata; Actinopteri; Syngnathiformes; Syngnathidae
Product: protein MTSS 1-like
Exons: 15
Coding region: 310-2496 (728 amino acids)
Biological process (GO): plasma membrane organization; adherens junction maintenance; positive regulation of actin filament bundle assembly
Cellular component (GO): actin cytoskeleton; cytoplasmic side of plasma membrane
Molecular function (GO): phospholipid binding; actin binding
Source: RefSeq, a predicted model, not a curated record
CCCAGGCGCGUUCCCAGCGCAUGCCUCUUGUAGCGGGUGGAGGGAGGUAAAAAAAAAAAGGAAGAAGAUGAUGAUGAUGAUGAUGAUCCUCUCCGGCCGCGCUGUGCGCCUCUUUUCGGGGACACGGGUUCGAUUCCCCCUGGGGGUCAACUAAACGCCCGUGCUCGCUGCCGCUUCUGUGCCGCCUUUGACGCGCCAUCAGAUCCAGCCACCGAGGCGCACCCCCUCCCAACCUCACCCACUUUCACGCCGUCCCUUUGAUUUAUGGACAUCACAAGCUCCGACUGACCGCAAGCCCAGCGAGCCAAGAUGGAGGCGGCCAUGGAGAGGGAGUGCAGCGCCCUGGGGGGGCUCUUCCAGACCGUCAUAGGCGACAUGAAGGGCAGUUAUCCUGUCUGGGAAGACUUCAUCAGCAAAGCAAGCAAGCUGCAGUCACAGCUGAGGACGACGGUGGUGGCGGUCGCAGCCUUCCUGGACACCUUCCAGAAGGUGGCCGACAUGGCGACCGGCAGUCGAGGGGCGACGAGAGACAUCGGCUCAGCCCUCACCAGAAUGUGCAUGAGGCACCGCAGCAUCGAGGCCAGACUCCGCCAGUUCUCCACGCUGUUUGUGGACUGCCUGAUCAACCCCCUCCAGGAGCAGAUGGAGGAGUGGAAAAGAGUCGCCAACACCCUGGACAAGGACCACGCCAAAGAGUACAAGAAGGCUCGCCAGGAGAUCAAGAAGAGGUCGUCGGACACACUGAAGCUUCAGAAGAAGGCAAAGAAAGCGGAUGUAUUUGGCCGCGGAGACCUCCAGCCGCAGUUGGACAGCGCCAAGCAGGACGUCAGCGACAAGUACCUCCUGCUGGAAGACGCGGAGAAGCAGGCGGUGAGGAGAGCGCUGGUGGAGGAGAGGGGUCGCUUCUGCUGCUUGGUGUCCAUGCUGCGGCCCGUCGUGGAGGAAGAGAUGUCCAUGCUUGGAGAGAUCACUCACCUUCAGACUCUGACUGACGACCUGAAGAUGUUAACCAUGGACCCCCACAAGCUGCCCCCUUCCAGCGAGCAGGUGAUUGUUGACCUUAAAGCCUCAGAGUGCACAUGGUCCUAUCAGACUCCGCCCUCUUCCCCGAGCACCACCGUGUCCAGGAAGUCCAGCAUGUGCAGCAGCCUGAACAGCGUCAACAGCAGCGACUCCCGCUCCAGCGGCUCCCACUGCCACUCCCCCACCUCCCACUUCCGUUACCGCUCGUCCUCGUCCUCGGCGCUCCCGCUGCAGACGCCCGCCCGCCUGUCUUCGGUCUCCUCUCACGACUCCGGCUUCAUCUCCCAGGAUGCCUCCCAGUCCAAAUCUCCCUCCCCCAUGCCUCCGGAGCAGUUACAGCUGUCAAACGGUUUUGACCAUCACGCUGCCUCCUGGCUGUAUGGUGUAGUACUACAGGACACCCCCCUCCACCUGCCCUAUUUCACCUCCACCGCCGCCUCACCCAUGUCCCCGCCCUCCUCUUCGUCUGUGUCUCGCGUCCGGUGCUCCUCCAUGAUCUCAUCAUCUAGAGUCCCAUCCUGGAAGGACUGGUCCAAGCCGGGCCCCUAUGACCAGCAUGUGCUCAGCACCUUGAAGCGGAGCAAGGAGAGACGGGAAGUGGGUGCUGAUGUCACCACUCCAGGGGAAGAGCUACAAGGAGUCAAAGGAAGCCCCUCUCUCACAUCACCAAAGGAGGACAGGGCGGCGCAUGAGGAGCUAGCUAAGGCGCUGGCCCGCAGUCUCCACCUGGACUUCCAUGGCUCCAGCAGGGACUCCCUGCAGGGCUCCAGCGGCUACAGCAGUCAGACCAACACACCGUGCUGCUCCGAGGACGCCGCCCCCUCGCAAGACUGCGACUACUUCUCGGUGGGGGCAGAUCAGGAGGCCGACCAGCAGAAUGCCGACUUGGAAAAGGCCCUCGGUGUCCCGCGGCCCGGAGAUGGCGGUCCAUCGUGCCGCCGCAUGUUCCAGUCCAAACGUACCGCGUCCACCUGCGUGCCCCCCAGCAUCUCUGCGGUCAUCCCGCCAGGGGUGGCGACCAUUCGUCGAACGCCAUCCUCCAAGCCCAACCUCAGACGUCCGUCGCAGGGCCUCUCUUUGGGGCCCAUCCCCAUCAAGCCCCCAAUGGUCCCGGUCAAGACCCCCACUGUGCCGGAGCAUUCCGGGUUCCCCAGCAGCAGGCCGUCAGAGGACGGAGGCACCCCACGUACACCCCUUAGCCCCCCAAAGACCCCCCUCUCGUCAGGGAGCAGCGGACCAUUUUCCCCUCACUUGGAUCUUUGGGAUUUGCGGCACCGGGGCGGGGGAUCCAACCCACCUACGCCACCGCCGCAGACAGGACGGUGCUCCGAGAUGGAGCGGCGUCCUCUCCCGGAGCUGCUUGAGGAGAGCGAACACGUUGAAGGCGUGGAAGAUUUCCUGGUGGCGAUCCGGCGCGGUGUCAAGCUGAAGAAAACCAAAACGAACGACCGCUCGGCACCGAGGGUCUACUGAAGCCCCGUCUGAUGGCGGCCAUUUUGCUGUACAAAUAGUUUAGGAGCAAACAAAGCGACACACAAUAACACUUUUGAAUAUGCUGCAGCUGUUCCUGUCGGUGCACUGAGGACAAAUCGAGUCACAUAUUUUUCCUGUUUGCGAUGCCGACUGAAGCACUUCUCCCUUUAAGAGGAUGAGUCGGACAUGUUGGUUCCGCUCUGAGGAUCGUUACCUGUUUGUGCCAAACGUGAGCAAAGUGUGCCUCACACGAGUCGUGUGGCUCAAAUGCGUCAAUCACUCUUUGAAUGUUUUCUUUUGCACGCUCCCGCUUCAAGUGCCAAAAGCGCCGAUACUUGGUCGUAUUUUUAUGAGUUUGGCCUCGAAAGACUUCAAGCUAAAAGUGUUUGUACAAUUAAGAAGCGCUAGCAUGUUGUUGCUCUUUGUACAGCCACCAAGCAGGAUGUUGUACAAAAACAUUUCCAGUGUUUCAAUGUCAUCUGCACUCUGACUUACUAUUGUUUGUACGUUCAUUUGCUCCCAGUAUGUCAAUUACUAUAAAUCAAAUCAGAUGCAAUAUGAUGAUAUAUUAUUAGUAAGAGGCUGUUGGGGAAACACUGACAUGAGACUAAAUGGCCCUAAAAGUCCAUCCAUGUUCUACCGCUUGUCCCUCUCAGGGUCGCGGGGGGUGCUGGAGCCUAUCUCAGCUGCAUUUUGGCGGAAGGCGGGGUACACCCAGGACAAAUCGCCACCUCAUUGCAGGGCAAACACAGAUAGUCAUAAAAUGCAAAUAUUUAGCUGACAUAACACCCUCUGGUGGACAUGUAUGGAGGCAGUUUCUGUAUGCUGGAUAACGACAAUGAAGAAUGCACAGCUAGCAUAGCAUUUAGAAUAUUUUGUGUUUUUUGUGCGAUACGUCAUUGUUUAUUUGAUGCUUUUCUCUUGUUUAUAGUGUCCAGUAAGUGCAUAUCGUCUCCUAACAGGCUUCUGUGGUCAUUGACCCACAAGAAGAAAUUGUGGUUUAUGACAUUUGAAAAUUGAUGGUUCUUUCACAAAUGUACUUUUCCAGCGAGACUCGCAUACUUAAAACCUUAAAGAUGCAGGUGGAUUAAUGCUGCUAAAACCAAUUCAAUGCCGUAGGUCAACAAAUGCGAGGCCAGUGUUUCUCAAGUAGUGGAGAGCAGCAGGGGAUAGUCUAAUUAAUUACUCUCUAAUAUUCAUGUUAGCCUGCGUCUUGGUGGCAGCAGUGCUUCAUCUAAUCAACAAGCUCUUAUACAGGAAGUCUUGAACAUAGCUAGCGAAGAAGUUUGUGACGGGAAUGAAAAGAAAAAAGGCAUAAAACUAACUCACAUUGCCCUGUAAAGAUUAAUAAAAAGAAUAAAGUUCUCAGUAAUAAGUCAAUUCAGGGGGGUCAUGACAGGAAAUAAUUGAGAGCCAGCAGGCACAAGACAUUGAUACAUUGAUUGUGGCGAAGUUGGUAGAGUGGCCGUGCCAGCAAUCGGAGGGUUGCUGGUUACUGGGGUUCAAUCCCCACCUUCUACCAUCUUAGUCACGUCCGUUGUGUCCUUGGGCAAGACACUUCACCCUUGCUCCUGAUGGGUGCUGGUAGCGCCUUGCAUGGCAGCUCCCUCCAUCAGUGUGUGAAUGUGUGUGUGAAUGGGUGAAUGUGGAAAUACUGUCAAAGCGCUUUGAGUACCUUUAAGGUAGAAAAGCGCUAUACAAGUAUAACCCAUUUAUCAUUAUCAUUAUACGGACAUGUCCUCUAAAACUGACUUCAAAACAACGUUGCAAAAUAAUUGUAUUUGUAUAUUGAGACAUUGACAACAUUGCAUCGACCUUGUUGGUUGGGAAAUUACCAAAUUUCAAUGUUCAAAUCAACGAUACAACCUGACUUUGUAUAAACGUUGUUAAAAGGUAUGUUGUUUCAACGUUGUAUUUAUGUUGUAAAAUAUUUGUUGAAAAAUGACCAAAAUUCAAUGGUCUAAAUAACGUCCGAACCCGACAUUGGACAAACGUCGUCAAAAAGCAUAUUUUUCCAAGGUCAGAACCUAAACCCAACAAGUUAUCAACGUUGUUUACAUUUCUUGUGCCUGCUGGGGAAGCACUGAGCUAAGCCAGGGGUUCUUAACUUUGUUGAACUCAGAGCUCUACUUUUCCACUAGAGGGCGUUCUGGUCCCACACAAAUAUUAACACUGAAUUUGUAAUCUUACUCUUAAUUUUAAUCCUAUUCAAUAAUUAGAUUUUACCUUUUUACAGUUUAACAUGACAUGAAACCAUGUGUUAUUCACACAGAUUAUUAUCAAGGCUAAGUAAGGUUAGGCUGACAACAAAAAAUGCUUAUCAGAUAUAAUGCAAACGAAGGGACUCAUAAAAACUGAUGAAAAAUACAUUUACAUACAAUUUUAACUAAAAUGAUCAAUGAUUCUAAUAUUAAUGUGUUUCUUAAAUAAACUAAUAAACUGUCACUAAAAAAUACACCACUUUAUUCAUAAUUUUUGCGCUAAAGAAACUGCUCUGUGACUUUAGCUCCAGACUUCUUCUGUGUGUCUGAUCUUGUCAUUACUGCCAAAAGUGGUGGAAAAGUGUAUCAAAACUGAGAACCACUGUGGUCCGUAGAAACAGAUAAUUUUUGGCGGCCCUCUAGGGGGUGCUCCUGUCUUAUGGUUAAGAAACACUGUGCUAAGCUAUCUGAACAAAAUAUUUAGCUUUGUGUUAUAGGUGAGAGAGCAAAGUAGCGUUACAUCAAACAUAUAAAGUAAAUAACUAGAUUUGUUUUUAGAAUAUGUUGAGGGCUAAUAAUAAAAACAAGCUGAUGGCUGUGACCUAAUUAUUUGAGUUAUAGCUCAGCAACAUCAAUUAUUGGAACGAUGUCUUUUAAAAGUGCUACAAACGUAGACUAUGACCUUCUUGACCCUUGUUAAUCGUUGCAAACUAACUUGUGUUAGCGUUACCAGCUAAUCUACACAACUGUUUCUGGGACGCUGUUGAUAUGUUGUAUGUAUUCACUCUCAUGUUGAGGUGCAUUUCUUUGGAGCUUUGAGAAUACAUUACAUGACAAGUGUUGUCCUUUUUUUUUUGCUCAAGAACAUUUAGUACUGUUUCUGCUGGACCAAAAGACAUUUUAGGUGUGCAGCUGGUUCUUGUUUUACUAGAAAGUGGGAUAGCAGUUUGAUGGCUGAAUGAUCACUCUACUCUGUCAUGUGGCUGAUGCACUGAGCAGAUGAAGCCCAAUGGCGGCCAGAAAUAAAUGACACUUGUCCAAUCCGGCGUGUGAUUGCGGUUUGUCGGUGAUCUCCAGCAAGUUUCCAAGCAGCGGCUUGCUGUCUUAGAGUUUAACGGAGAAGGUAGUAGAAUCCCCAGCCCAACACAAGCCCAGCAGUUAAGACCAGAGCGAGAUUGAUCUCGGAGCACCUGCAGUAUAGUUUCCAUGCGGGCGAUGGCUCCGCCAGCCGGUCCACCUUGUUGGAGAUGGCGCGGAUGCGGGCUCCGAUCUCGCGCAGGCUCUGUCGCAGGUCGUCCAGGUCCAUUUGGGUCUGCCUCCUGAUCUCCGGGAUCAUUUGGUAGAGAGUCACGUUGACCUGCUGGCGGUUCCUGGUGACCUCAAACAGGUAUGGUGUAGUAAAGUGACAGUAAGCUGAUGGCUGUGACCUAAUUAUUUGAGUUAUAGCUCAGCAACAUCAAUUAGUGGAACGAUGUGUUUUAAAAGUGCUACAAACGUAGACUAUGACCUUCUUGACCGUUGUUAAUCGUCGCAAACUAACUUGUGUUAGCGUUACGAGCUAAUCUACACAACUGUUUCUGGGACGCUGUUGAUAUGUUGUAUGUAUUCACUCUCAUGUUGAGGUGCAUUUCUUUGGAGCUUUGAGAAUACAUUUACAUGACAAGUGUUGUCCUUUUUUUUUUGCUCAAGAACAUUUAGUACUGUUUCUGCUGGACCAAAAUACAUUUUAGAUGUGCAGCUGGUUCUUGUUUUACUAGAAAGUGGGAUAGCAGUUUGAUGGCUGAAUGAUCACUCUACUCUGUCAUGUGGCUGAUGCAUUGAGCAGAUAAAGCCCAAUGGCGGCCAGAAAUAAAUGACACUUGUCCAAUCCGGCGUGUGAUUGCGGUUUGUCUGUGAUCUCCAGCAAGUUUCCAAGCAGCGGCUUGCUGUCUUAGAGUUUAAAGGAGAAGGUAGUAGAAUCCCCAGCCCAACACAAGCCCAGCAGUUAAGACCAGAGCGAGAUUGAUCUCGGAGCAGUUGCAGUAUAGUUUCCAUGCGGGCGAUGGCUCCGCCAGCCGGUCCACCUUGUUGGAGAUGGCGCGGAUGCGGGCUCCGAUCUCGCGCAGGCUCUGUCGCAGGUCGUCCAGGUCCAUUUGGGUCUGCCUCCUGAUCUCCAGGAUCAUUUGGUAGAGAGUCACGUUGACCUGCUGGCGGUUCCUGGUGACCUCAAACAGGUAUGGUGUAGUAAAGUGACAGUAAGCUGAUGGCUGUGGCCUAAUUAUUUGAGUUAUAGCUCAGCAACAUCAAUUAGUGGAACGAUGUGUUUUAAAAGUGCUACAAACGUAGACUAUGACCUUCUUGACCGUUGUUAAUCGUCGCAAACUAACUUGUGUUAGCGUUACGAGCUAAUCUACACAACUGUUUCUGGGACGCUGUUGAUAUGUUGUAUGCAUUCACUCACACGUUGAGGUGCAUUUCUUUGGAGCUUUGAGAAUACAUUACAUGACAAGUGUUGUCCUUUUUUUUUUGCUCAAGAACAUUUAGUACUGUUUCUGCUGGACCAAAAGACAUUUUAGAUGUGCAGCUGGUUCUUGUUUUACUAGAAAGUGGGAUAGCAGUUUGAUGGCUGAAUGAUCACUCUACUCUGUCAUGUGGCUGAUGCAUUGAGCAGAUGAAGCCCAAUGGCGGACAGAAAUAAAUGACACUUGUCCAAUCCGGCGUGUGAUUGCGGUUUGUCUGUGAUCUCCAGCAAGUUUCCAAGCAGCGGCUUGCUGUCUUAGAGUUUAAAGGAGAAGGUAGUAGAAUCCCCAGCCCAACACAAGCCCAGCAGUUAAGACCAGAGCGAGAUUGAUCUCGGAGCAGUUGCAGUAUAGUUUCCAUGCGGGCGAUGGCUCCGCCAGCCGGUCCACCUUGUUGGAGAUGGCGCGGAUGCGGGCUCCGAUCUCGCGCAGGCUCUGUCGCAGGUCGUCCAGGUCCAUUUGGGUCUGCCUCC